Procambarus clarkii (red swamp crayfish) is the source of this 5254-nucleotide messenger RNA. It is a transcript of the gene Nmnat, whose product is annotated as nicotinamide mononucleotide adenylyltransferase. Gene Ontology annotation, molecular function: nicotinate-nucleotide adenylyltransferase activity; nicotinamide-nucleotide adenylyltransferase activity. The record is from RefSeq and is a predicted model, not a curated record. Gene Ontology annotation, biological process: NAD+ biosynthetic process. Lineage: Eukaryota; Metazoa; Arthropoda; Malacostraca; Decapoda; Cambaridae.
AGAGGAGAGAGUAGAGGGAGAGAGGAGGUGGUGGGAGGCAGCGCUGCUCCACAAGGGCAAAAUGUCAACAAAGUGGGCUGGCGUCGCCCUCUAGUCACUAGAUGUUUAACCUUAUUUGUUCACCUGCAGCGACUCCCACACACUCUAAGGGCAAGAUGACUGGCUCACACCGUGUAGUUCUCCUGGCCUGUGGCUCCUUUAACCCACCUACAAAUAUGCAUCUGAGAAUGUUUGAAAUAGCAAGAGAUUUUUUACAUAGAACGACCAAUCAUAAUGUUGUUGUGGGCUUAAUGUCUCCAGUACACGACAAGUAUGGGAAAGAGGGGCUGGUUAGUUCCAGUGAUCGCAUUCAGUUGUUGCGUCUGGCCCUCAACUCCUCUUCAUGGGUGCAUGUGAGUGAGUGGGAGACUCGUCAGGAUGACUGGACACCUACUAGGGAAGUUAUUCAAUAUCACCAGAAUUUGAUUAAGUCCACUUUACGCAAACUGGGCAGCUCCUCCAGUGUCAGCCGUCAGGGACGGGAAUUAGUGGACUCUCUGGUUAAUGGUAAUGUAGAUCCAUCUGUGAAGAGACAGAGAGUUGAUGGUACCCCAUCUUGGCUUGCUCACUUGUCAGGAUCAACUGAUCCAGUUUCAGUCAAGCUACUUUGUGGUGCUGAUCUCCUGGAGUCUUUUGCUAAACCGGGCCUCUGGAAAGAUGAGGAUAUUGAGGCUUUGGUUGGAAAGUUUGGUCUUGUUGUCAUUACCCGGGAAGGAAGCAAUCCAUACAAAUUUAUCUACGAGUCUGAUGUUUUGACUCGACACCAGCGAAACAUCCACAUUGUGACCGAAUGGAUUGCAAAUGAAGUGAGCUCAACAAAGGUUCGAAGAGCCCUUAGGCGAGGAGAUAGUGUGAAAUAUUUAGUUCAAGACUCUGUCAUUGAUUAUAUCUACAAGAAUGCCCUCUACAACACACACAACAACACUUCCAAGGGCAGCCCCUUUCUUCAGUGUCGAGGUAUUGCAGGUUUGCAGAUUAAGAACAAAAUAGUGAUGAACAACGAGAACCAUGUAUGUCAUCUAUGAAGAAUCUGUGGGAGCGUGUAGGAUGCACCAAGCACCACGACCCACAUCAAAAAUAUAUGCCUGUGUUGGUGUGACACAAGCUGUAACAAGGGCUGUGACCUGUGACUUGUAACUUUCCUGCCUGGCUUGACCUGAUGAGAGGUGGAAACCUCAAAGAUUAGAGGUGGCCUUGAACUGUUUGUGGCUUCUCUGAUCAGUGUUGUAUUCAAGGUAUUGUGGUCAGCAGUUAGCACUGUUUAAUGACGUUUGCUAAUUAUAAACGAUAUAUGAUCUGUAAUGCAAACGAAGAAUGGUUAUUCACUGGUACAGCACAUUGAAAGCUUGAUCAAUGUACGCCAGCUUCUGGAGUUUAUGAUUGAAGGAGUUUUUAGAGAUUUGUUAAAGGUAAACACAAAAGGGUUCAACCACAUAAGGAUGCUUGGAAAGUAUUGGGUGUUAGCUUAUGGAAGUUGUUAGGAAGACCUCUGCUGGAAUGAAAGGAGGUGGCUGAGAUGGUAGAGAUGUAUGUGAGAGUGCUCUUGAGAAGUAAGAACAAUUCACUAAACCAGUUCAGAAAAAUGAGUCAUGCAAUAUAUAAGAACUACUCAUCAAUUAAUAUUUUCUUUAGGUAGUAAGCAAAACAUUGGAUUACUUUGACUCGAGGCUUAUUAAUAGUCACAUUGUGAACAGUACAUUAACCAGAGUAACCAUUUAAUUUGCUUGAAUGUGAGUUUUGCUGUGAAUACAGAAUUCAUUGUAAAAAUGAGAGUUAUCAUGUUUUCAAAAAUGAGAAGAUCGCUUUUGGCAUAAAAGAUCAGCUUGCACUGUUAGUUAGCCAUAAAGAGUCAGAAAAUCUAUAAUUAAUCCCAGACAUAUAGCGGGAAAUCUUUUUUUAUUUUAAAAUAUAGUGUUUAUUAAAAAAUAAAUUUGAGUAACUGAGCAAACCUCUAAUACAUAUGACAGGAGCUCGUUUCCUUUUUGUAGUGACUAACUAGAGGCAAUUAUGCAUGUGUUCACUUGAGCCAUGAUAUUGGAUUAUAAGAAAAUGGUUUACAACGUAAACCUUGUCUUGUUGUCUCUGACAAUGUCAGAGACAAAGACAGCUAGAUGAAUCAGUGUGGCUCCUAUUUGUAACUUCUAGCCAAGCAUAAAUUCAACUGACUUAAUUUAACCGUAAAAUAUUUGCAGGUUGAAGCUGAUAAUAUGCACGUAUAACUUUGAAUAACUAAAGAGUAUAUGCCAUUUGUCAUAUGAUAUUGAUUAUUAAACAAUAUUUGCAAUGUUUGCAUAUUUAGCCGACCAUGACACAGCCCAGCUCAAGUGUGCACUUGCUGCCACAGUCCAUACAACUCUGCAACAAUAUGUUAUGUGCCUCUCACUUCACUCUGGUCAACUUGCUAGUCCAUUACUGACUAGUUCUUAGUCAGUCUUAAUGAUUUGCUGUGACUCAUGACCAGUUAACUAUUUUUAAGCAACUCACUGUAGCUUGAUGUUAUCACCCACAUGUUUUACUGCAUUUAUAUUACUUAAAGUACUGUGCUUUAAAUAUAAACUGUUGGAUCUUGAGCUUCAUUGCUGUGACAAGAGAGAGAGAGAGAGAAUUGACAAAGUAUGACAAGUAAUUAGGAAUUCAUAUGCUACUAAGACAAACACAUCCCAGAAGUCAAUUUAAUGCCAGAGGCUGAGGCUAAAAUCAAACUCUCAUAAGACACAGAACUUGCCCUGAAAACCGCCACAAUGAGCCCUUAUAUUGUAGAAUACACAUGAAACCUACCAACUAUAUGGAAUAUAAAGAAUUUGUGACAUGUGACUGAUAUUGGCUGUGACAUGAUAGACAUGCAUGAUUGAUUCAACUUAUACAGACAUUAUGGUAAGUUAAUGGUCCAUAAGAUGCAGGAGAAUCUUUCAAGAUCUGUGUAGGCAAGUUUUAGUGGAAUAAUUGGCAUGAGAGACAUGAAUUGCAAGAGAUUGAGACCUAUACAUUAUUUAGCUUGUGAGACUUGUUAAUUGUGAAAGUUGUGAGGGUCUUGUAAAUUGUAAGAAAUAUGAGUAAUUGUUAAAUUUAAAGAAUGAGAGAUGCGAGAUAUUUUUGUUAUGCAUAAGGUGUAAGAGGGACUAUGGCCUGUUUUGAGACAUGUAAGACAUCUGAACUCUGGCACAAAGAUCUUAAAGACUGUAGAAGAUAUGAAGUUGUUAUAAAUCAUUCAACAAAUGAUGGAUUUGUCAAGUAUGUAGACUGGAAAAGUUUUUCAACUGUAUUAAAGACAGUUAGAUAUCCUGCAGAUUGGAGGAUAUCUGAGGAAGUUGUUAAUAACAAAAUACAUGAAGGAUUUGUGGACUGAAAGAGGCACAAGUGACUUCAAUUUCAUGCACCAUGUGAAAUAUUUAGAUAGUCUGAGGCACAGUAAACACCUGUGUAUUAUGUAUGUCACUGGGAACUAUAUAUUUUGUCUCUGUGUGCAUUUUUAGAGCAUAAAGUUGUUGUAAAGCCAUAAUUACAUUCACAUGGCUGACAGAGACACAUUUCACUAGAGGUAAGUCCCUAUGUUCUGUGAAUCAUCAAAUCAAUCAUUGAUUAAUUUUUAUCCAUGUAAUGCAAAUUAUCCCCAAGGUGUUAUCAAUCUUCACAAUAUAAUAAAUUUCUGUCGUGAAAUUAAUCCAGCUCUCAGUUUUUAGUUGACUUCAUGAGUUUUUCAAUUACAGAACUGGUGUUAAGGAAUAUAAUUUAUUGAUGCAAUUUAGGACCUGUUAAUAAACUAAGUGCCUAGCAGGUAGAUCAGUCUUAUAUUCUUUUGAGGUAACUUUACUGUUUUUUAUAAAUCUCUGAUCCUUCAUAUUGUUUGUAUGUAAUAUAUUGAUAAUCCAUUCAGAGUUUAGAUGAAAAGUACUUAAUUUCAGUAACUAAGCAUCUCACUUAAUUCUUAUGGUAUCUGGCUUGAUCAGCUUAUUAGUACCUCACCUGAGUACUGAAAUAGGGUAUCUAGCCUAAUCAGCUUAUUAGUACCUCACCUGAGUAACAUGGUACUGUAUCUCACUUGAUCAACUUAGUACCUCGAGUAACUUGGUAAUACAUUUGAUCACCUUAAUGUCAUCUUGCUUGACUAUUAUGGUACAUUGUUUAAGCAACUUGAUGCACAUUAUCACCUUAGUCAUCACCUGAGGAGCUUGAUAUUACAGUGGCUAUCAUAAUGUCUUGAUUAGUUUAAUGCCAGAGCAUUGUAGGUCAAACUUAUAAUUUUAUUGCAGUUUUAUUUUACUAUUUUGAUUCACUUAAGAAAUUAUCAUUGUCUCAUUUGAAUAACGAUAACUCACUAAAGGAUCUUAUUAAUUCAGUUGAGUAUUAAAUGUCAAGUUGGGUAUCUAACUUGGGUACUUGGGAAUCUAAAUCCCUAUUGUUAAUAAACUGGCCAACUUCUCGGUUAAUGGGCAACAAUGGGCAACAUGGUGUUUCAUAAAAUUUAAUGGUCUAUACUUUAUGGGCCUUAAGGUAAAAAAUAUCCGCAUAAGUUUGUAUUUUAUCUAGACAAAUUUGUGUAUUAUUAGUGUAAUUAGUGAAACUAGUUUAGUUACCUGGAGCUUUAUCUUGUUCUCAGCCUAAUUUUAUGAUCAAAGGGGGUGAAGGAAGUUUCAUUACUGUCACAAUAUGGUUUAUCAAAUUUUCAAAUUCUAUUUUGUAUCAGUGGUAAAAUUUUAACAGGAUUAUUCUGCCUCAUGAAGGAUGGACAACUUAGAAUACACAACAAUGAAUACUUUAUUGUGAUAUGAUAUUUGGAAAGUUUAUCUUUAAGUUUAGCAGCUCAACAGUUACCUAUGUAACAUUAUGUCCUAUAUGUAAAAUAAUUUCCUUCACAAAAAUGUUAAAGUUGAACAAGGUUCAUCCAUGUUGCCUCCCAGUGUUUGACCAAUGUUCUGUCUAUAUUCUGAUCAUGAUGCUGCUUCCAAAGUACAGGUCCAUAGUUUGGACUAUCUUUUGGUCUUCUUGUAGUCUAGUGAGCAAAGCCAUAGUUGUAUUUAUAUAUUUAUGAUUUGUGCUUGUCCUAGUGUGCAGGACUAUGUGUCAUGUUUAUUGGACCUUUACUGCUGCAGUUAUUUUAUACCAACCAGCAGUAAAAUGAUAUACAGUACUCACAAGAUCAUCAUUUCAUAUUUAUGGGCUGUUUAUUCGCUAUGCCAGUACAGAAUAACCUGAAUAACAAUACUUAAAAAUUGAA